Messenger RNA from Jaculus jaculus (lesser Egyptian jerboa), 2202 nucleotides. It is a transcript of the gene Cpe, whose product is annotated as carboxypeptidase E. Bases 68 to 1498 code for a protein of 476 amino acids. Gene Ontology annotation, biological process: proteolysis. The transcript is spliced from 9 exons. The record is from RefSeq and is a predicted model, not a curated record. Gene Ontology annotation, molecular function: metallocarboxypeptidase activity; zinc ion binding. Lineage: Eukaryota; Metazoa; Chordata; Mammalia; Rodentia; Dipodidae.
UGCCCGCCAGCUCCACCCGGACCCCGGCAGACAAAAGAGGCGGCGGAGCGCGGAGCGGAGCGCGGCGAUGGCGGGGCGCGGAGGCCGGGCGCUGCUGGCGCUGUGCGCGGCGCUGGCCGCCGGAGGCUGGCUGCUGGGGGCCGCAGCCCAGGAGCCCGGGGCGCCCGCGGCCGGCAUGCGGCGGCGCCGGCGGCUGCAGCAGGAGGACGGCAUCUCCUUCGAGUACCACCGCUACCCCGAGCUGCGCGAAGCGCUGGUGUCCGUGUGGCUGCAGUGCACCUCCAUCAGCCGGAUCUACACGGUGGGGCGCAGCUUCGAGGGCCGCGAGCUCCUGGUCCUCGAGCUGUCUGACAACCCGGGCGUCCACGAGCCUGGUGAGCCUGAAUUUAAAUACAUUGGGAAUAUGCAUGGCAACGAGGCAGUUGGACGGGAACUGCUCAUCUUCUUGGCCCAGUACCUGUGUAAUGAAUACCAGAAAGGGAACGAGACCAUUGUCAACCUGAUCCACAAUACUCGAAUUCAUAUCAUGCCUUCCCUGAACCCUGAUGGCUUCGAGAAGGCAGCCUCUCAGCCUGGUGAGCUCAAGGACUGGUUUGUGGGCAGAAGCAAUGCCCAGGGAAUAGAUCUGAACCGGAACUUCCCAGACCUGGAUAGGAUAGUGUAUGUCAAUGAGAAAGAAGGUGGCCCAAACAAUCAUCUGUUGAAAAAUCUGAAGAAAAUUGUGGAUCAAAAUGCAAAGCUUGCCCCCGAGACCAAGGCUGUCAUCCACUGGAUUAUGGACAUACCAUUUGUGCUUUCUGCCAACCUCCAUGGAGGAGACCUUGUGGCCAAUUACCCAUAUGACGAGACACGGAGUGGCAGCGCUCAUGAAUACAGCUCCUGCCCGGAUGACCCCAUUUUCCAGAGCUUGGCUCGGGCUUACUCUUCUUUCAACCCGGCCAUGUCUGACUCCAGUCGGCCCCCGUGCCGCAAGAACGACGACGACAGCAGCUUCGUGGCUGGGACGACCAACGGUGGUGCGUGGUACAGUGUGCCCGGCGGCAUGCAAGACUUCAAUUACCUAAGCAGCAACUGCUUUGAGAUCACCGUGGAGCUCAGCUGUGAGAAAUUCCCACCUGAGGAGACUCUGAAAAGCUACUGGGAGGAUAACAAAAACUCCCUUAUUAGCUACCUCGAGCAGACACACCGAGGAGUUAAAGGAUUUGUCCGAGACCUUCAAGGCAACCCGAUUGCCAAUGCCACCAUCUCCGUGGAUGGAAUAGACCAUGAUAUUACUUCUGCUAAGGAUGGUGAUUACUGGAGGUUGCUUGUACCUGGGAACUAUAAACUCACAGCCUCAGCUCCUGGUUAUCUGGCAAUAACAAAGAAAGUAGCAGUUCCUUACAGCCCUGCCAUUGGGGUUGAUUUUGAACUGGAGUCGUUCUCUGAAAGGAAAGAGGAGGAGAAGGAAGAACUGAUGGAGUGGUGGAAGAUGAUGUCAGAAACCUUAAACUUUUAAAAAGAGGCUUCUAAUAAGCUGUUCUAACCUAUCUAUAUAAUGUAGUAUGAUGCAAUGUGGCUAUUUUAUUUUAGGCUGUGUGCAGUUAAUAUUUAGCAUUGAUUUGUUUUUAAUCAUUUAUAUUGUAAUCAACAUUGCUUAAAUAGAUGCAGAUAACAAAUAUAGGAACUUGAUCUGUUUCAUUCUGGUAUGCAGAUUACAUUUCCUUUCAUGUGUCACACAAAGGAGUGGAGAAAAGUUUUCAAUAAUCUUGCCAUAUUAGUGCAGUAUUCUGGAUGAUGUUGACAAGAUAGAACUUCUUCAGUAAUUUUAGCUUUAAAAAGUUAGUGAAGGUUUUUUUUUUAAUUUUAUUUUUCAAUGUAAGUGGUGACCAUGUCAUGUAAUGAGUGCCAUUGAAAGAGUCAAUAAGUAUAGCUUGGGUUGUGAGCACUCCACCACAAGACUUCAGUAGCCCAGUCUCUCCUUUGUCUCGUGUGUAUCUGUAGAAGCAUGAUCCUGUUAAUGCAUUUCUGGCAGGAAGAAAAUGCCUGUAUUUACCAAGAGGUUUUAUGAACAGAAUGAAAAUCGAGUUCUUGCCCAUGCUGAUAGGAGUGAUGUUGUUAUAUUACUCAGCCCGUUAACACUUGCAGGAUGUAGGGCUUUGCCUUGAUUGUAGAUUGGUCCAGAGUUGCAUUCUGAAUGAAUAAAGGUUUAAAAAAAUCUCA